Molecule: messenger RNA, 7358 nt
Organism: Nycticebus coucang (slow loris)
Lineage: Eukaryota; Metazoa; Chordata; Mammalia; Primates; Lorisidae
Gene: FGD4
Product: FYVE, RhoGEF and PH domain containing 4
Exons: 17
Coding region: 174-2882 (902 amino acids)
Biological process (GO): cytoskeleton organization; filopodium assembly
Cellular component (GO): cytoplasm
Molecular function (GO): metal ion binding; guanyl-nucleotide exchange factor activity
Source: RefSeq, a predicted model, not a curated record
GGGAGUCGGAGCCAGAGUCCCCGCGAGGACAGGACGAGGGGGCCCUCGCGGAGAAGACGCCGGAGCUGAGCGGUCCCCGGGGUCGCCUCGAAUCGGGGCAUCAGGCGACGGCCCCCGGCGUGCGCUCCCCGCUGCGGAGCCCGCAGAGCAGCCCGCAGAGAGAGCCCGGCGGGAUGAGCGGCGAGGGCGGCUACAACUUCAGGCGGGUGGCCAUCCGGAGGAAGUCCAACCCGGCCUACCUGCAGCUCGGGGUCCCCCGACCCUGGAGCAGGCCCGUGUCCCACCUGGGACGGCCGGAGAUAGUGACCUUCCGGAGGCAGGAGCCUGCAGAUGCCGCAGACUGCAGUUUCUGUCCAGAGAUCACUAUCAUUCCACCUUUUCCCACAACCAGCACAGCCACACCAGAUGGUCAGAAUGAACGCGAGGAAGAGGCUCAGGGAAUAAAUGGGAGGGCGCCGGCAAAGCCCGCAGCUGCCAGUCCAAAGCCACAAGUGCCUCCAAAGCCAUUCCACCUGCAGAAUUCACCUUCGUCCAAUAUACACCAAACCCCCAGACAUAAAGCUUUACCUAGUGCAAAACCAAGGAUGGAGGAAGUUAAACCUGCCUCUGCUUCUUGUGUCUCAAAAGAAAAACCCAGUAAGGUAUCAGAUCUCAUCAGUCGCUUUGAAGGAGGCAGUGCAUUAUCAAAUUAUAGCGAUCUGAAGAAAGAGUCUGCUGUGAACCUACAUGCUCCUAGGACCCCAGGAAGGCAUGGAUUGACAAGCACACCUCAACAGAGACUCCUCUCCCCACACCCCCCAUGGAGGCAGGCACAUGAUACCGACCAGACUCCCGGUGCAGAGACUUGCGUGGCCAACGGUGUCAUGGCAGCACAAAGCCAGAUGGAAUGCGAGGACAAUAAGGUGGCUGCUCUGAGUCCAGAUACUCCUAUUCAAACAUCUGAACCCUUGCUUGGCGCACACUUGGUGAAUGGAGAAAAAGAUGAAACUGCCGCAGCUCCCAUGUCACCCACGACAGAUGACCGUGAUGGAAAUGCUCUUGAUGGCAGCUGCAGGACUCCAAGCUCAGACCCAGUGCUCCCCCUAGAAGGAGGGGCAGACAUAGAAGCCCAGAGCCAAGAGAGGGAGGAUGGAGAAAGCCCUCUGGAACUGGAGCAGCUGGACCAGCACCAGGAGAUAAAGGAGACUAAUGAACAGAAACUUCACAAAAUAGCCAAUGAACUUCUGCAUACAGAAAGAGCUUAUGUCAACCGACUUGACCUCUUAGAUCAGGUGUUUUAUUGCAAACUAUUGGAAGAAGCAAACCGAGGCUCAUUUCCAGCAGAGAUGGUGAAUAAAAUCUUUUCAAAUAUUUCAUCAAUAAAUGCCUUCCAUAGUAAAUUCCUAUUGCCAGAGCUGGAGAAACGAAUGCAAGAAUGGGAAACUACUCCUAGGAUUGGAGACAUCCUCCAAAAAUUGGCUCCAUUCCUUAAGAUGUAUGGAGAAUAUGUGAAGGGAUUUGAUAACGCAAUGGAAUUGGUUAAAAGCAUGAUGGAGCGGAUUCCUCAGUUCAAAUCAGUGGUUGAAGAAAUUCAGAAACAGAAAAUCUGUGGCAGCUUGACCUUGCAGCAUCACAUGCUAGAACCUGUUCAGCGGAUUCCCCGGUAUGAGAUGCUCCUUAAGGACUACCUAAGGAAACUGCCACCGGACUCCCCCGACUGGAAUGACGCUAAAAAAUCACUUGAAAUUAUAUCUACAGCAGCAAGCCAUUCUAAUAGUGCAAUAAGAAAAAUGGAGAACCUAAAGAAACUCUUAGAGAUUUAUGAAAUGUUGGGAGAAGAGGAAGACAUCGUAAACCCUUCAAAUGAACUAAUAAAAGAAGGGCAGAUCCUCAAACUAGCUGCCCGGAACACGUCAGCACAAGAACGCUACCUUUUCUUAUUCAACAACAUGUUACUAUACUGUGUGCCCAGAUUCAGCUUGGUGGGCUCCAAGUUUACCGUUCGAACCAGAGUUGGCAUCGAUGGGAUGAAAAUUGUAGAGACUCACAAUGAAGAAUAUCCACAUACUUUCCAGGUAUCUGGGAAGGAGAGAACAUUGGAACUCCAGGCCAGUUCUGAGCAAGAUAAAGAAGAAUGGAUCAAGGCCCUUCAAGAGACCAUUGAUGCUUUUCAUCAAAGGCAUGAAACCUUCAGAAAUGCAAUUGCAAAAGAUAAUGACAUUCACUCAGAAGUUUCUACUGCUGAGCUAGGAAAAAGAGCCCCAAGAUGGAUCCGAGAUAAUGAAGUGACGAUGUGUAUGAAAUGCAAGGAGCCUUUCAACGCACUGACACGGAGAAGGCAUCACUGUCGAGCAUGUGGACACGUGGUUUGUUGGAAGUGUUCUGACUACAAAGCUCAACUUGAAUAUGAUGGUGGUAAAUUGAACAAAGUUUGUAAAGACUGUUAUCAAAUAAUAAGUGGAUUCACAGACAGUGAAGAAAAGAAAAGGAAAGGAAUUUUAGAGAUCGAAUCUGCAGAAGUAUCUGGAAACAGCGUGGUGUGUAGCUUUCUUCAGUAUAUGGAGAAGUCAAAACCUUGGCAGAAAGCUUGGUGUGUGAUCCCCAAGCAAGACCCCCUUGUGCUGUACAUGUAUGGUGCCCCCCAGGACGUCAGAGCCCAGGCCACCAUCCCGCUCCUGGGCUACCUGGUGGAUGACAUGCCGCGGAGCGCAGACCUGCCCCACAGUUUCAAACUGACCCAGUCCAAGUCUGUGCACAGCUUUGCUGCGGACAGUGAGGAACUGAAGCAGAAGUGGCUGAAAAUCAUCUUUGUAGCUGUCACAGGUGAGACACCAGAGGGUCUAGAUGAGCAUCCGGCCACCUUGGACGAUCACCCUGACCCGAAGAGAAAAUCGGAUUGCUGAACGCCAGGACCAGCCACGGUGUGAAGGGCUCGAGUCGUGCGGCUCAAGACAUUCCCAGCUCUCCCUGCUCAGACCUAGCACUUUAUGUUGAAAAGUAGAGGCUCAUAAAUGCAUCUUUGGGGGCCUGUUUUCCUAGGUUUAUGUACUCUUAGUGAAAUUAAUGUGCAGAGCCAUUCUACCAGUAAAGUUUUUAAGUAAUGUGAAAAAUGGAGCAAUUUUUGAGCUACUCCUUGAAUAUACUUUGGUCUUGAAGAAAAUGGUUAUCAAUUGAUUCUAUCCCCAUCAGUUUACAGUGAGCACUUUCAUUUAAGAAAUCCUAUAACGUCUUCUCGUCUUCUCGUUCCCACGUAGGACCUGUACCAGUUUAAAAGAUAUACCUCCAUGUUGCCAAAUUAGAUCCAUAGUGAAAAAUACAGGGACAGUUUAGACUAUAGUAUUAACUUAUUUAAUUUAGUUCAUAAAUCUCAAGCUGCAUAAAUGGUGUCUGUUCUUUUUUUAAAAAUGAGAAAAAGGACAGAUUUUCGGUGUUCAGAUUUUUGAUUUAUUAAGAAAGGUAAUAUUUGUUUUUGCAGAAAUAUUCCUAUGAAUACAAUAUCUUAAGUAUAUAGCAGUUAUGUGUAUAUAGUAUUUUAUAUAUAUAUAUAUAUACACUAUAUGCUUUUCUCCUCAGCUUUAGGUUCAUAGUUAUUUCUAAUUUAUUUUAUAAAUAUAAAGCAUGGUUUAUCUUGGAAUCAAACAGUGUUCUAAACUUAAGAAAUGUCAUUGGUGAUUUGUUUAACUGAUUGGCAUCAAAGGGUAUUGGUAUUUUUAUAAUAAAUAGUAGUUUAUAUGGCAUGGGAUAUAUUCGUGAAUUCCAACAGUACUUUGAACAUAUCUUUUUUUGUUGUGUGCCUAUUUAAAACAGUGCCUCUCUCCGAAGGUGCUAUUAAUACCUAUUUAAAUAAGUAUAAGGUGAGGGUUCAGUUAAUGCUUCAGUUUUUUAUUUGGAGAUAAAAGUGCAUUUUGGUCACUGGGAUGGUCAAAGUCCUAUAGGUUAUUUUACCUUUUACAGUGCUAAAUUGUUGGCAGUAGUUAACAUCAGCAUGUGCAAAAACGUUCACCAAAGCCUGAACUCGGUGAGACACUUGACUUUAUACAGAACUUGGAUAUGUGGAAACUACAUUUGUUGUAAUGAUUUUCUUUUCCAUAGGAUGAUUAAGCACGGUUAAAUGAGGACUGUAUAUGACGAAGGUGGAAGGUAACUGUGUGGGCCUAUUCCUUUAUCAGGAAUGAAACAAAUUCACACACAAUAACCUAUGUUAGGGGUGGGGAGCGGUGGUUAGUAGAUAUUAAAGGAAGUUUGUGCUCUACCACCUCACCAUAGAAGAAGGGGAAAACACAAUAGUGAAAAAAGUGAUAUUUUAAUGGAAGUUUUUCAGGAGGUACAAAUGAUUGGGAAAAAGUCUGAGAAUUUUCUCCCUUCUGUCCUCUUGGGAAUUUUAAUAGACAUUAUGAUUCUUUGUCAUGAAGGCUGCUCUACACUGUACUGUACUUGUGAUUAAAAUCUCACGUUCAGUUGACUACUUAAUUUAAUCCUUUUCUUGAAUUUUACUCCCCCCCAUACUGUCAUACCCCAAACAUUCUCACUUUUUAGUGUACCAGUCUGCUAGAAAGCUAUUAAGAACGAUUCCACUAACCUCAGUCUAUAAGGAUUACCUUUUAAAUGUAGAACAGAAUUUGAGACUACCACACACUUAUUCUAGCCCUGUUACUUUAAGAAAUAGCUUAUUUCUUCCAUCCCAAAGGAGGUAGUGAACCAGUUAAGUUAUUGCUGACAUGACUAAAUUCCCUUCCUCCAUAAAAGGAAUACCAGCCAUGAUCAUUACCAUGAAACCAAAUCCUUGGAGCCAAAAAGAGAUAAAGGUAGCUUCUUCAGCCCUCCUUAUUAAAUCAGGGACAGACUAACAGAAAUUGUACAUUGCUUCUCUUAUCUAAUUGCCCACCUUGUGUGUGUGACGUAUGUUCAGAGUAAUUAUUGAGAAAGUUAAACUAUAGCUAUAGAGAUGCUGCUGCUUUGGUUUUCUUAAGAGAAAUACUGUAAUAGGAAUAUAAAAUGAUUAUCAGGGGAAGAGGGCUUUUGUAAUUGUGAUCAGAACGCUGGAAAUGUAUGGACUAAAGAGAAGAUUUAUGCGUCAGAUUAUUUUUGAAAACGAUUUUGAACAGCGGGAAGACUAGGCUUUUCCCUACUCUUAAGCUCUUCUGGAAUAGAAGUGAUGUGACUCUCAAGUUUUGGCUCAGUAAGUAACGAUGUUAUUUAAUGCAGAUUAUUGAAAGAAUACCCUUGUAAAGAGAAUAUUUAUUACCAUGUUCUUAGUCAUUAUCUUUAUUUUUUUUUAUAAGAAACAUUAUUAUUAGGAGAGCAUGUCUGCUUACCCAGUCAACAUCGUUACUUUCCACCUCACAUUCUUCCACUAAACGCACGGAGAAGCAACGGAACAGCCUUACCUAUUUGUCUCUUCUUAAAGAUUCACUAAUGCUUUUACUCUAAGACAGGUAAAAGAACACUCUUAGCAUUUAUUAAACAACUCAAACCCAAAGACCUCAAAGUGUGAUUGGUUAUGAGAAUAAUCAAUGUCUUUUCCUUUCUGAGACACCUGAGCAGUCAUGACAAAUCAAACCUUUAAAAAAAAAAAAAAAGCCAAAAACCUCACAGGUGGUUUUCUUAUUAAAACCGACAUUCUGUGGAAGCCUUCCCUUUUCCCUUCAUUUGGUGCUUUUUCUUUGAAGUGCCCUUCCUCCAAACUUAAACAAUACUUCUUUGACAAAACAGCUAUCAUUACAGAGCAGUCCAGUUUUUAAAUUUAAAUCUUGCUUUUGUCGAAAGUCCACCAUUUGGUGUGUUAAGUAUAAAGUGCAGUGCAGACUUUUAUCUCGGCGUUAUGUGGGGCUUAAUGAAAAACACCACCAGCCACUUUUGUAAUAAUGGCAUCCACAGGGCCAUCCUGUAUGCAAGCAAUAAAACUCUUCAGGGUAUGGUUUUAUACUGAAAGUUUAAUGAGGGCCCCGAGCCACAAGAAUGUAGAGAAUUAUUAACUUCCUAGAUAGGAUACUGUAAUGCAGAUUGCUGGGCAGAAGGAAGGGAAAGGGGGGAGGAGGGCAUCAUUCCUCGGAUUCAAAUAUCAAAAGCAGUUUUACUUUCACAAAGGGUAGGGAUAGUGAAACAGUUAAAGCACAUCUGCACUACUUUAUAAAGCUACAUUUUGUUGUCCGUGAAGUUUAAUUUAUUGUACAGGUCGGUGUACUGAUCUUCCUCACUGGGUGACCUGCCUAUCUGAAUUUUUUAAAAACAUACCCAUUUUCUUAAAUUACCAAGCUUUUUUGUAGGAACUAACCUUUUACGCACAUUCUGUCCCCAUAUACAGAUAGGCAUUUGGAUUUUUAAAAAGGAACGCUUGUCAUACAUGUAUAAAGAAAACCAUAUAGUUCAUGGUACUGCAGGGUUGUUAAAGAUUCUUUGAUGCCUUUUAAAAACCCUCUGUCAAAAAUCCCUUUGAGUUCAUAAUUCUGUUUUACUUUUUCUUAUCCUUUGUGGAAACAGGGUGGCUGCUUGUUUUUUCUGAUUCUAUUCAAAGCCUUAAGUUCUUAUUCGAUCAUUGUCCGUGGCAAAUCUCUGGUGAUCCUUCUGGACGAGGUAAAUCUUGAACGGGUACCAGCAGAAGCAAAUAAACUUCUAGAGAAGAAGGUCUUAUUUUGUUCCUGGUAUCCUUGCUAUAAUACAGAAUAGAAGAGGAACUAAAAUUUCCUACUUCAUAUGAUGUUCCUGUUAACGGGUCUAAGAUUAAGCACAUGGUAUUUAUAAGCUAAAAUUAAUUCAAAAGGCAAGAAUGUCUUAAUGUUUUCAUUCUUAAAUUUUUUUAUUCUCCAAGAAUGUAUUAAUGUAAGAACUGGUCAGCCAGUUCCUAUUCUUAGGACUCUGUUGACAUCUGUCGGGGAUCAUGUUGCUUCUUCACUCUUAUCCAGUUUUAUUAGUUUUAUUUUCAUACUAUUAUCUACUAUAGAUUCUCCAAUUGAGAAAAUAUAAGUGAUAUAUAAAGACCACUGGGUCAACUUAAACACUUUCUGUGAAUUUAUACAUGUAUGUAUAUAUGUACAAACUGUUGAUUUUUCAAUUCUGCCUUCCCAUAGGAAUGCGAUUUUUCUAUACAAAUUUUUAACUUAAAUAUUUUAACAUAAAUUAUUUACAUGGGUUUUUUUAUGUAUAAUUCAUCCUUAUAUAUGCCCCUUGAUCAUGUAGUCAAGAUAAUGUUGCUUUCUUUACAGGUAGGGUGGAGAGGAAUAAGGUUAGAAACUGAAACUAGAACGAGUGAACAGGCCGGGCGUAGUGGCUCACGCCUGUAAUCCCAGCACUCAGGGAGGCUGAGGCAGGAGGAUUGUUUGAGGCCAGGAGUUUGAGACCAGCCUGGACAGCACAGUGAGACCCUGUCUCUAAAAGAAAAA